This is a messenger RNA of Parastagonospora nodorum SN15, 1077 nucleotides long. RefSeq lists its product as hypothetical. The record is from RefSeq and is a predicted model, not a curated record. Gene Ontology annotation, molecular function: oxidoreductase activity, acting on NAD(P)H. The transcript has 2 exons. Lineage: Eukaryota; Fungi; Ascomycota; Dothideomycetes; Pleosporales; Phaeosphaeriaceae. Bases 1 to 1077 code for a protein of 358 amino acids.
AUGUCGAACCAAGCAGCAUGGAUCACCGAGCCGAAGGGCAACCCCCUCCAGGUCAAAGAAGCUCACAUGCCUACAGCCGCCAAAGGCCAAGUCGUCAUCAAGAACAAGGCUAUUGCUGUGAACCCCGUCGACUGGAAGAUCCAAGAUUACGGCAUCUUCCUGCAGAAGUACCCCAACGUUCUUGGUACCGAUGUUGCGGGAGAAGUACACGAAGUUGGCGAGGGUGUCACCCACGUCAAGAAAGGCGACCGCGUUCUUGGGUGUGUUUCCAAGAGUCUGAACUCACCAUUGGAAUCACGUGCUGACUUCACCAGACAUGCCUUCUCUCUUGUCACAAAUGACCCGGCCGAGGGUGGCUUCCAGCUAUACACAAAGUGCAACGCACUUGUUGUCCAGAAGAUUCCAGCCAGUCUAGACUUCAAGUCAGCCACCGUUCUACCGCUAGCAAUCUCUACUGCGGCAGCUUGUCUCUUCAAGAAGGAGACCCUUUCGUUGUCGAUGCCUACCAGCGCAUCGAAACCAUCUGCAUCCGGCAAGUCCGUUCUCAUCUGGGGUGGCUCGAGCAGUGUUGGUGCGACAGCAAUCCAGCUCGCCGCUGCUGCAGGCCACAAAGUCGUCAGUGUAGCCAGCAAGCACAACCUAGACAAGAUCAAGGAUCUUGGAGCACAGGUCGCCGUUGACUACAACUCCUCUAGCGCGACUGAGGACAUCAUCGCCGCCCUUGAGGGUACCGAGUUCGCUGGCGUCUGUGACUGCAUUGGAAGCUCAGAUGCGGCCAAAGCUUGGGCACCCAUCUACAAGAAACUCGGCGGACGUUACGGAUCCGUCAUGCCUGGAGCUGAAGGAUUGCCAGAAGACAUCCAGGGCGCGUCAGUAUUCGCGCCUAGCGUUGCUCUCGACGACAAGUAUGUUGGCGACGCGGUAUGGGGAAAGUUUGUUCCUGAGGCAUUGGAAGCUGGCGCUCUGAAAGCGCUACCCCCUCCAGUUGUCGUUGGAAGUGGACUGGAGUCUGUGCAGAAGGCGUGCGACGCGCAGAGGAAGGGCGUCAGCUUCGGCAAGAUUGUUGUCGAGUUGUAG